UUUGCUCCGGGCUGCAGGAGGAUGAGGCGUCGAGGCGAGGCGAGGGAGGACAGCGACACGCUCAUCGCCAUGGAAACUGAGGCGGAGAAAAACUACGGCAGCGUCGCCACGAAUGCACCUGUCCAGCCUCCGGACAGGAACGUCUUCAGUGACGGGUCGACUCGAGUCGACUUUGUGUUGGUGUGGGAGGAGCCUCUGAGCUUACAGGUGGAGGAGGGUUCAAGCCCCGCCCACAGGGAGUGGAGGCAGGUGUUCCUGCAGAAGCUGAGAAACAGCGGACUGCUGCAGGAGCAGAGAGACGUCCUUCAGCAGAAGACAAAGACCUGUUUUGUCCUCCUCAACGCCCCCUGGAGUGUCCUCUGUUUCUACGCAGAGGACAUCAGCCUCAGAGUCCCCCUGCAGGUUGUCCCCUCUCCGUUCACUAACUGGUCAGCGCAGGUUUUGUCCCGGUUGUCCGUCCCCAACCCUUUUCUUCAGGACGUCCCUAACGCCCCCCCGGACUUCUACACCUGUCAGUUCAGAAACAACAAGCUGCAGAGGUUUCUGGGCAGCGACAACAGAGACACGUUCUUUAAAACCACUCAAAGACACCAGGUGCUGUACGAGAUCCUGGCCCGGACGCCGUACGGUUCGAUGAAACGUGGGGAGGUUGGGAUCGACCGUCUGCUGAGCGAGGGGGUCUUCACUGCAGCCUACCCACUGCACGAGGGUGGAUUCCAGCUGCCCAGCCCCCCAGUGCCCCCCCAGUCUUUAGCUCUGAGACAGAUCCUGUAUUCGCACUGGGCCACCUGGUCCUCCUGGAGAAGCUACCAGCCUCUGGACCACAUCAGGGAAUACUUCGGAGAGAAGAUAGCGCUUUACUUCGCCUGGCUUGGUUUCUACACCGGCUGGCUGCUGCCGGCCUCUCUCGUUGGGACCGUGGUCUUCCUGUUCGGGUUCUGGCUCAUGGCCACCGACGUCCCAGC
This is a messenger RNA of Trematomus bernacchii (emerald rockcod), 965 nucleotides long. Its product is annotated as anoctamin-7-like. The annotation marks the transcript as partial. Lineage: Eukaryota; Metazoa; Chordata; Actinopteri; Perciformes; Nototheniidae. Gene Ontology annotation, molecular function: protein dimerization activity; chloride channel activity. Gene Ontology annotation, cellular component: plasma membrane. The record is from RefSeq and is a predicted model, not a curated record. Gene Ontology annotation, biological process: calcium activated phospholipid scrambling; chloride transmembrane transport. The transcript has 10 exons.